AUGGUUCGAACCGGCGCGCUCCUGUUGUCUACACUGGUGUGUAUAGCUCAAGCUGCAACCGAACACUCGCUACCAACCGUUGACUUAGGGUAUGAGGUCCAUCGUGCUAUCUCAUACAAUGCAACAACUGAAACCUAUAAUUUUACGAACAUCCCAUACGCUGAACCUCCGUUGGGGUCACUGCGAUUCAACGCUCCUGUUCCACCCAAAGGUGUUAAAAGUGGCGUUCAGGAUGGCCAUGAGGGAAAGAUUUGUCCACAGCAGUCACCAGACUGGACUCUUAUUGCAACACAGUUUGUGACUGCAUGGGCGACGGGCCAGCUUCCGUUCAACCUAACCGAAGCUGAGAUUAAUCUAAAGAACACUCCCCAGCCACCGCCAGAUCCACGGACUACAGAAGAUUGUUUAGUCUUGGAUGUCGUAGUCCCAAAGGCUGUAUUUGAACGGAAAUCCAGUGGCAGAAAAGCCCCCGUGGUUGUAUGGAUUUAUGGAGGUGGAUACGUGAGCGGAUCCAAAGAAUCAUGGGGUAGCCCUAAUGAGAUUAUCUCUGCGUCUCAAGAAGAUGGCAGUGAUGGAAUCAUCUGGGUCGCCAUGAACUAUCGCCUCGGUGUGUUUGGCUUUCUUGCGGGCCCUUCGCUGCAGGCUAACGGCACAGCUAAUGCUGGACUGCAUGACCAACGUCUCGCCCUGCAAUGGGUUCAAGAAAAUAUCGCUAAAUUUGGUGGAGAUCCUGAAAAUGUCACAGUAAUGGGAGAAUCUGCUGGCGCAGGCUCAAUCAUGUACCAUCUUGUCUCUCGGGGAGGUCAGCCCGUGCCGUUCAAAAGAGCCAUAACGCAAUCCAUACCGCUGAGCAUAAUAACCGAUCCUUUGCAGCAAGAGAGCAACUUUCAGGAUUUUCUCUCGAUUUUGAAUGUUACUUCGCUACAAGAAGCCAGACAACUGCCUUCAAGCGUCCUCAUUGCCGCCAAUUCUAAGCAAAUCAGAGCUGCUCCUUAUGAUCAAUUUGCCUUCAAUCCUUCAGUUGACGGCGACUUGAUUCCUGGCCCACCAACUCAGCUUCUACUCGAAGGAUCAUUCACUCAAGGCAUUGAACUGUUAUCUUCACAUGCGAGUUGUGAAGGUGCUUUAUUUGUUAAUCCCCAAACUAUUGGCAAUGACAAAGCGUUAUUGCAAGAGUUUCAACGUCUUUUCCCACUUGUACCAAAGGAAAAGUUCAUUUUCAUGGUGGAAUCGCUUUAUCCGCCCAUUUAUGAUGGCUCUUAUCCCUAUACUUCCGAUGUUCAACGAGCUGUACUGAUGACAAAUGAGUUCUUUUUUGCUGCGGCUCAACAAACCCUGCUUCAAGAGACUAUCCACCAUGGUACUGCAGUUUAUGCCUAUGAAUUCGCAGUUCCUCCAGCUAUUCAUGGAAGCGACAUUCCAUAUACGUUUUAUGACGGCCCAACGCCGAAUGUGGAUGCCUCUGUUGCUACCACCAUCCAGCAUGCUAUUGCAGGAUUUGCAAAGAAUGGAAUGCCGGAUACAAGGCCAUUGAGCAUAGGAUCGUGGCCUCGCUAUGGGAGCAACGCGACAACGUUGAACUUGAAUGUCAACGCGUCAGUUGUAUAUUCAGACAUAACAUGGAACAACAGAACGAAAUCGUGGGCGGACACUUUGUAA
This is a messenger RNA of Trichoderma atroviride IMI 206040, 1659 nucleotides long. NCBI's taxonomy places the organism in Eukaryota, Fungi, Ascomycota, Sordariomycetes, Hypocreales, Hypocreaceae. The record is from RefSeq and is a predicted model, not a curated record.